Messenger RNA from Alligator mississippiensis (American alligator), 11589 nucleotides. It is a transcript of the gene BICC1, whose product is annotated as BicC family RNA binding protein 1. The transcript has 21 exons. Gene Ontology annotation, cellular component: cytoplasm. The record is from RefSeq and is a predicted model, not a curated record. Gene Ontology annotation, molecular function: RNA binding; protein binding. Bases 113 to 3052 code for a protein of 979 amino acids. Lineage: Eukaryota; Metazoa; Chordata; Crocodylia; Alligatoridae.
GGCCGGGACUCUGGCUGGAGGCGGUUGGGAUGAGGCGGGAGGGCGGCUCUGGGGGCAGAUAGCGUCCCGCGGCGACGCGGCCGAGUGGGGGCCGGGGCCGGGCGGCAGCGCCAUGGCGGCGCAAGGGGACCCGCUGAGCGGCUACCUGCCGCCGCUGCCCUCCGAGACGGGCUCCAACAGCGAGCGCAGCGCCGACUCGCCGCCGCCCGGCUCCGAGGAGGACGCGGCCGCCCCCCGACCCCCGCGCAGCCCCGAGUGGGGCGAGGAGCGAUUCCGGGUGGACAGGAAGAAACUGGAGGCCAUGCUGCAAGCUGCUGCUGAGGGCAAAGGCAAAAGUGGAGAAGACUUUUUUCAGAAGAUUAUGGAAGAAACAAAUACACAGAUUGCUUGGCCAUCGAAGUUGAAGAUUGGAGCAAAGUCAAAGAAAGAUCCACAUAUUAAAGUCUCUGGAAGAAAAGAAAAUGUUAAAGAAGCUAAAGAGAGGAUCAUGUCUGUCUUAGACACAAAAAGUAACAGGGUCACCUUGAAGAUGGAUGUUUCACAUACAGAACAUUCUCAUGUAAUUGGUAAAGGUGGCAAUAACAUUAAAAAAGUAAUGGAAGAAACAGGAUGUCACAUCCACUUUCCAGACUCAAAUAGGAAUAACCAAGCAGAAAAAAGCAAUCAAGUGUCUAUUGCAGGACCACCAGCUGGUGUGGAGUCUGCCAGACUUAGAAUAAGGGAGCUCCUUCCAUUGGUACUGAUGUUUGAAUUACCCAUAGCUGGAAUUCUCCAACCAAUCCCAGAUCCUAAUUCUCCCACAAUUCAGCAUAUAUCACAGACUUACAACAUUUCAGUUUCUUUUAAACAACGUUCUCGAAUGUAUGGUACUACUGUCAUUGUCAGGGGGUCACAGAAUAAUACUAGUGCUGUACAGGAAGGAACAGCAAUGCUUCUGGAACAUCUGGCAGGCAGUUUGGCCUCUGCAAUCCCAGUGAGCACACAGCUGGACAUUGCAGCACAACAUCAUCUCUUUAUGAUGGGUAGAAAUGGCAGUAACAUCAAACAUAUCAUGCAGAGAACUGGUGCUCAGAUCCACUUCCCUGACCCCAGUAACCCACAAAAGAAAUCCACUGUCUACCUCCAGGGCACUAUUGAGUCUGUCUGUCUUGCCAGACAAUAUCUCAUGGGUUGCCUGCCUCUUGUGCUGAUGUUUGAUAUGAAGGAAGAAAUUGAAGUAGAACCCCAGUUUAUCACUCAACUAAUGGAACAGUUGGAUGUCUUCAUAAGCCUUAAACCAAAGCCAAAACAACCAAGCAAGUCUGUGAUUGUAAAAAGUGUGGAACGAAAUGCCUUAAACAUGUAUGAGGGAAGGAAAUGUCUCCUGGGACUUGAAAGUAGUGGCAUCACCAUAGCAGCAAAUCUAUCUACACUUUCAUGCCCUGUUGGCCUCUCCUGUCCUGGUUUGGACAUUUUGUCUUCAGCAGGGCUAGGACUCACUGGACUAGGUCUGUUGGGUCCUACUGCCCUAUCUGUCAAUACCUCCACUACUCCAAACUCCCUCUUGAAUGCCCUUAAUAGUUCUGUUAGUCCUUUACAGAGUCCAAGUUCAGGCACACCUAGCCCUACAUUAUGGGCAGCAUCUCUUGCUAACACAAAUGCCACAGGUUUUUCUGCUAUACCACACCUGAUGAUACCGUCUACUGCCCAAGCCACUUUAACUAGUAUUCUGCUAUCUGGAGUACCUAAUUAUAGCCAGAAUACGCCAUCUCCCCCUCCUGGCUUGACUCCCAUUGAUGUCCAUGUCAGUGGUAUGCAACCAGAAAAGAAAAAAGGCUCAACUUCUUUAAAUGGUCAUGUGAAGACCUCAAAUAUCAGCUAUGCUGCACUAUCUGCCUCAUCACUAGGAGAAAAUGUGUUGAGCACAAACCACAGUGAUCCAGUAAGACCAACAAGUAGUCAUAGCACCUCAGAACAAGUGACUGCCAAAUCAGAUACUACAGAUGGUUGCAAUGAUGCUUUUGUAGAAGUAGGCAUGCCAAGAAGUCCAUCACAUUCAGCCAGUGCCAGUGAUCUGAAGCAGAUGAUGAGUUCUUCAAAACAAUCAUGUGCUAAGAGACAAACUGUAGAGUUAUUGCAAGGCACCAAAAACUCUCACUUACACACUGCAGAGAGAUUGCUGUCUGACACCGAGCUGAGUUCUUCUGAUAGUCCAGUGGCUGAUAAAAAGGCUCCUGGGAGUGAACGAGCAGCAGAAAGGGCCGCAGCUGCACAACAGAAUUGUGAGAGAGCACGUCUUGCUCCACAGCCAUCAUUUGUAAAUAUGCAGGCAUUUGACUAUGAACAGAAGAAGCUAUUAGCAACUAAAGCAAUGUUAAAGAAGCCAGUUGUAACAGAAGUGAGAACUCCAACAAAUACGUGGAGUGGGUUAGGGUUUUCCAAAUCAAUGCCUGCAGAAACUAUUAAGGAAUUAAGAAGAGCUAAUCAUGUACCAUACAAGCCAUCAAUGACAACUACAUAUGAGGGUUCGUCAAUGUCUCUCUCACGUUCUAACAGUCGGGAGCAUUUAGGAAAUGGCAGUGAGUCUGAUAACUGGCGAGAUCAUAACGGUAUUGCUCCCACAACUCAUAAUGAAUUUGUCUCAUCGAUUGGCAGCCCCAAACGAAAACAAAACAAAUCCACUGAACAUUAUCUCAGCAGCAGUAACUACAUGGACUGUAUUUCCUCGCUGACAGGAAACAAUGGUUGUAACUUGAACAGUUUGUUUAAGGGGUCUGACCUGCCUGAACUGUUCAGCAAACUUGGUUUGGGUAAAUACACGGAUGUUUUUCAACAACAGGAGAUUGAUCUUCAGACAUUCCUUACUCUUACGGAUCAAGAUUUGAAAGAGCUAGGAAUUACCACUUUUGGUGCCAGACGAAAAAUGCUGCUUGCAAUCUCUGAAUUAAAUAAAAGCCGAAGAAAAUUGUUUGACCCAUCAAACGUACGUGCCUCUUUCCUGGAAGGUGGAGCUAGCGGAAGACUGCCACGUCAGUAUCACUCGGACAUUGCUAGUAUCAGCGGUCGCUGGUAGCAGUAUGUUUUGUCUCACGGUCAACUGUAAAGAUGGACAUGGCAAUCCUGUGGACAGCUUUUGCUGCACACCCACCCUCUGCACUUUGGGAGUUUGGGUAUCAAGGACCAAAGUAUUUUGUCUGCACAAGUACUGUGCCAAAAAAAGAAAACCCUUGUCUGUCAUCUUUCAGAACACCAAAUGUGGGUUAUGUUUUACUCAUUUAGAAUGGACAGAAUUUGCAAUAAUAAUAAUAUAGGGUUCUUUGUUUAGUAUUUUAUUACCUAUAACUAUAAUGUAUGCACUGAAUUUUUACUUUAUUGAAUGAAGGAAAAAUGAAGAGCUGGAAUGCCAGAGAGCAUAGCUUUUGAUUUUAUCAAGAUGGAUUUUUCUGGUACUGCUUAAAAUAAUUAUUAAGGUCUUUCUGCACUUUAUGUGUUCUGAUUGCUUGUCCUGUGGAAAUUUAUUUUUCUCUCUUUUAUUUCCAUAUAAUAUGUUGUAUUGGCACUCUUCAAAUUUUAAGGUGUUCCUAUAUUAGGUCAAAUCUCACCAUCAGGGUACUAAGAAUCAAUCUGUAUGUAGAUUUUUCCCCCACAGUUGCCUGAAGAAGCAUUCAGAAAUCAAACUACCUGGUAGUAGACCAGUCCUAUUGUGUUCUUAGGAAGCAAUCUAAAACUGUUUGCAACAAAACUAGUUCACUUUAACAAAUGUAAUGAAAGACUAAAAUGGACCUUGCAAUAUUAACCCUUUGCAGUCAUCAUAUGUAACUUCUGCCUAUAAUGCUACAACUGAUUUUAAUGGUUGUCUCAACACAGAGGGCUAUUUUUAGUAUACUGCCACUAGAGGACAUUUAUUUAUAUCAAACUUUUAUAUGUAGAUUCUAUAUGCUAACAGUACAUAACAAAUUAAACUGAGAUCUACUAAAAAUUUCUGGUAGAGAAUGAAAGGCAUUUAUCAAACUGGAGCUGUGCACCAUAAGUUUGAUGAAGCAGACAACUAAUCUAAUUUGGCAAGACCAUACUGUUGCCAUUUAUUAAGUGACAUAUAUUACUUACAUGACUCUGCAUGCAGCAAUUAAGCAACAUAUAUGAAAUAGAUGUUAUAGCAUCUGUUUUGAUUUUAGGUUUGUGAUUGUCAGCUAUGAAGUGCUUAAAACUCUGGGAUUUGAACUAUUUCUGAAAAAUUGGUUUAACAAAAAAAAUAAGUCCAUGUGAUAACUGUCUAGAGCUAACUAUAAUAUUCUUAUACUGUGAAAGUCCAAAAAAUAUGGCAAUAUUGUUGCUGCAUCUUUUCAGAUGUCUGGUUAUGGAUUUAUGAAGGGUUUUCAUAUAAUGAAGGAAAUUAUAACAUGCCUCUCUUUCUGCAAUGCAAUAUGAAGGUUCCAAACAUUAAUUUGUUGAAAAGCAUUCCCAUAGGAAAUAUUGUGAAUUAUCUGUACUGUAAUGUAUUAUUUAUGUUCAGUGUACAAGCCUUUAAAGAUGGACAUGAACCACUGUCAAGUGCUCUUAAGAGAAGGCAUUAGAAUAACCAUUUACAGUAGCUAAUUUUAUACAAAAUGGGGUGAAAAUAGUUUUGACACUUUCCAUGAACAAUUAUUUUAAGGUGAGAGAAGAAAUUCAAUAUAUGGAGACAUUUGCACACACAAAGGGAAUUUUUGAAAGGUAAUUAUUCUGAGGGCAUUGAUGAUCAAGCAGUAAUAAAGUGGCCUGUUGCAAAUAGCAAAAAUUAACUGCUCAGUAUUGGUUUCAGCCAUAUCCACUUAAUGGUGUAUAGCUGAAUAACUUCCACUGUAAAUAAAAUAGCAGUUAACUCUUUCUGUGUUUAAGAUUAUAGUAUAGAUGAACAAGUAUAGACCUGCAGGUUGCAUGCACACAGUUUUUACACACCAAAGUUAUGUGCUCAAAUGCCCAAAGUCUAUGAACAUAUCAGAUAUUGUGUGUAUCUUUUAGGCAUGCUGAAUUUUAUGCAAGCAGUUGUAGUAGCCAAAGGCCUUAAUCCUGCAAAUAUUUACUCUCAUGCUUAGUUUUAAGCAUAUGAGUAGUCCCACUGAGAUAAGGUUACUCAUAUUUAAAAGUAAGCAGUUGUGCAAGUUAUGUUUGCAAGAUCACUGCCAUGGUUUGAAAAUUUAGUAGCAUAGAAACAUUAUAGUUUUACAUGAUAUUUUUAAAUAAACAUUUAGCAACUCUACAUACAAAUUUCUUGCAAUCUUUUCCUAGUUAGUCUGCUUAAUUUUUAAGCUUACCUAAUAUUAAAAUUUAAACAUUUUUUCAGAAAAACUACACAUCUCAUUUUUUUCAGUUUUUUCAUAGGUAUAUUGCAUCUAAACAGUAUUAUUUUUGGCGGCUGACAUUAUUACAGUGUUAAGUUGAUGUGAUCUUUUGCUGAGCAGUGCUUAUAUCAUCCACACCAAAGUAAAAAAGUUCCCAAUAAUAAAAUGAUCUUGAAUAGGUCUGCACAUGCACAAAAAACACACUGGAAACUAUUUUUCUCACUUUUGAUUCCACGAAGGGAAUAUCACAAUACAACAUACAGUGUUGUCAAUGUUGUAUUAUGCACAAAAUAUUUGACUUGCUAGAUUAAAAUAUUAGUUUUAAAUCUGUGCCUUAAUAGUGACCAGUUAUCUGUAAAUCUAGAGCAGAUACAGACUAUUUUUGUGGGUUGUGUCCUUUUAGUGAUUUUUUUUAAAGAAAGAUGAAAUUAAAACAUAAAAAAUGGGGAUUUUUCAAAACUAAUCAAUUGUUACAUGUAAAAAAAUAAAUUUAUAUAACCCCCUUAUAAUCUGAUUGGUAAAAGAUGUUUUAUUUAGACCCUAGCUCUUGAAGCAGUUGCUUCUUAAGAAAACACCAGAGCUGAAUUUUCACAUAUUGCAACAUACGUUUCUUUCCCAUUGACUAAUUUCUGUGUGUUCCACAAUUCACAGUAUUUCAUAAAAAGUGUUUUCCCCUCUGGCUUUUGAUUCUGAAUAGUUGUCAAAAAGUUGCAAUUUUUUUCCUGGGGUGCCUACCAGAGAUUACAAUAAUUCUGGGACAUGGAAUCAAACUAACAACUUUUCCUUAUUUCUUUCCUGUCAGCAUGGAACAUGUACUUGUGAGUGCCAAAUCAUGGCAGUCAUUAACACAAACAAGAAUACACAGGGGUUUGGAAUCAUGGAGAUGUGGAUUUAGCUCUGCAAUUUCAUAGGGCUUUUCAUGCUGCAGAAAUAUGGGUAAUGGAGCAGGAAGAGGGGUUGGAUAAAAUCAAGCAGUUUCUUCUUCAUUAAAUGGAGCAGCUUCUAUCCUUGGCCAAUGAAGAAUUAUUAGUGCCACAGGGUAGUGAUGCAAACAGAGAUGACCAAGAGAAGCUGAACAACAGCUGAUUCCUAGAAACUGUGCCAAGUUCAGUCUAAAACCCCGAGUUUCCCUCAGCAUGGAGAAAUGUUGCCCUUAUCCUCCAGAAGGUUAACAUUCCCAGUUGGAAGCCUAAACAAUUUUGGUGUUGGUAUAUCAACUGUCAGCUGUUUCCCUGAAAGACUGAAGUGCUCUGAUGGAGGUGCUGUCCUGUCAUGUCUCAAACUGUUGCCAGGUGUAGGAGGCCAUUGAUGGCAUUUUAUGGAUGGAGUUUCCAAACUCUUGCACCUAUUCUUUGUUUUUCAGAUGGGGCCAAAGACUUUAUUAACAGGAAGGAGAAUUUCCUCAUGACAUAUAGCAAAGCCUGAUGUAUUACCAUGGAAGAUUCACUGGUAUUAAUGUGAAGUGGCCUGCAAGGUCCAUGAUGCCAGGAUAAUUACAAUCUUAUAGUUGUUGGCUGAAAUGAGCAAAAGAGUAUUUUCUUUCCAAACCAUUGUGUGCAUUAAUGGAACAAGGAAUUUUGAAAGAUUUCUUUCUGAGAUAUCCAAGUCUUGCUUACUGGCUUAGGUAGCUUCUCAUUGAACAUAUGGCCACAAAAAAGGGAUCUUUAGUGACAGUCUCAGUGGAGCGUAUUUUUGGAACACUGAAGCAUAAGUGGCAGCAACCUAUGAAAAGGUUUUUUACCUUGUUUGAUAAAUUCUCUGCACAAUGCCUACACAGCAUCUAGGAGGGAACCUGGCGCAUGAAUUGGAGCAAAAAAGUAGAGACAUUCUGAACAAUUUCUGAGAUGACAGUAGUAGAAGGUUUCUCAGUAAAAUUCCCCAAAUGGAGAGAGAAAAGUUUUGGGGUUGCAUUUUUCUCCUACUUGAAGCCAGGUAAUUGUUGUGAAUCAGUAAAUUCCUGUAGCUAUGUUCUUACGUUAGAAUUUAUUAGGGUUUGAGAGUAUUGGAAGGAAUUUUGUAAUACCGUUUAUGGUUACAGAUGUAAAUCAAUGACAUUUUUCAGUAGAGUUGUACCAAAAUAAACUGAAGUGGCAGGUGAUGGCUCUAAGGUUUAAUGUAAAGGCUUCCUAUUAACAGGCUAUUGAGUUUCAUUGAUUCAUAGAUUCAUACAUUCAUAAAUUGUUAGGGGCUGGAAGGAACCUUGUAGAUCAUCAGGUCCAGUCCCCCUGCACUAGGCAGGAAAAGACAACUGGGGUCAAAUGAGCCCAGCAAGGUGACUGUCCGGUCUCCUUUUGAAGAUUUCCAGGGUAGGUGACUGCACCACAACUGGCGGGAGUUUAUUCCAGUCUGGACACCCUGACUGUGAAGGAGUUUUUCCUGGAAUUGAACCUGAAGCAGCCUUCCAGGAGUUUGUAUCCAUUGCUCCUGGUCUUCCCCAGGGGUGCCCUGGUGAGCAGCUGUUCAGCGAGUUCUUGAUGUACUCUCCUAAUGUAGCAGUAAACUGCUACCAAGUCCCCUCUCAGCCUUCUUUUCUGUAGGCUGAAGAGGCCCAAGCCCCUCAGCCUCUUCUCAUAUGGCUUGUCUUGCAAGUCCCUGAUCAUAUGGGUGGCUCUUCUCUGAACCCUCUCAAGUUUUUCCACGUCCUCAUUGAAGUGCGUUGCCCAAAACUGGACUCAGUACUCCAGCUGUGGUCUCACCACUGCAGAGUACAGUGGGAGUAUCAGUUCCUUAGUUUUGCAUGAGAUGCAAGGGUUAAUGCAUGCCAACGUGUUAUUCACCUUGCUGGCCACAAUAUUGCACUGCCGGUUCAUGUUCAUGCAAUGGUCGAUCACUACCCCUAGGUCCCUUUCGGCUGUGGUGCAAGUCAAAUUGUUGUCACUGAGCCUAUAAGGUAUUUUGGGGAUUGUUUGCCCCCAGAUUGAGCACCUUACACAUCUGAGUGUUGAACUUCAUAUGGUUCCGGUCCACCCAACUCUCCAGACUAUCCACGUCCGCCUGUAUCUGCAACCUAUCUUCUGGCGUGGCCAUGCUCCCCCAUAAUUUGGUGUCUUCCACAACUUGGCCAGUGAGCUUUUCAACCCCACAUCCAAAUCAUUGAUAAAGAUGUUGAAAAGUACUGGUCCAAGCAUGGACCCCUGUGGGAAACCCGUUGUCACAUCUCGCCAGGACAAUACAGAUCCGUUCAUGAGAACUCUCUGGGUCCUACCAUGCAGCCAGUUUUCCACCCACUGAACCGUUGAGCAGUUUAAACCCACAAUCUUCCAAUUUUUCCACAAGGAUAUUAUGGGAUACUAGAACAUUGGAAGUCUAGGUAUAUAAUGUCGACCUUCUCUCCCACGUCCAGGUGGCAAGAGACCUAUUCGUAGAAGGAGAUGAGAUUGGUAAGACAAGACCUACCCGCGAUGAAGCCAUGCUGAUUGUCGUUCAGAAUCUUACACUCAACGAGCAUAUCGCACAUAGAUUCUUUAAUAAGAUUUUCUGUUUUUUUCCUGGGAUGGAGGUUAGGCUGAUUGUCCUAUAGUUGCCCAGGUCCUCCCUCUUCGCCUUCUUGAAGAGGGGCACAAUGUUGGCCCUCUUCCAAUCCUCAGGGAUCUUCCCUGUGUGCCACAAUUUCUGUAAGAGUUUUGCCAGGAGUUCCUCAAUGACCUCAGCCAGCUCGUCAGCACUCUCAGGUGAAGUCCAUCUGGUCCUGAUGACUUAUGUCUAGCUUUUUUAGUUGAUUUUGCACCAGCUCAGCAUCCACAUUGGGAAGGCUAUCAUUCCCACCAUGCCCCCUGUGAUCCUGUCUCACUUGUCUUUCCCCUUGGUCCAGUGAAAUACUGAAGCAAAGUGGGCAUUCAGGAGUUCAUUUUUUUUCCUGAGUGUCCGUUACCAGCUGUCCCGAGGUGUUAAGCAGGGGCCCCAUACUUCCAUUUGUUUUCUUCUGCUCCCUACAUACCUAAAGAAGGACUUAUUGUCCUUGACUCCCUUGGCUAACUUAAACUCAGUUGCUGCCUUAGCUUUCCUAAUCAUUUCCCUACAAGUGCAGACCACUGUUGUAUACUCCUCCUUGAGGACUGUCCCUAGCUUCCACUGUGUGUACACCUCUUUUUCAAGAGGACCCUGAUGUCCCUAUUGUGCCAGGAGGGCUUGCCAGCCCUUCUGCUACCUUUCCUGGGAGCGGCUUUCUUUUGUGCUUCGAGGAUUGUGUCUUUGAGGAACAACCACUCUUCGUACAGCCCAUUCGCCUUCCAUCCUUGGUCCCGCAUCACCUCCCCUGAGCCUGUUAAAGUUAGGACUCCAGAGGUCAGGACUUCACUGAUUCUUUUAACCUUGGCCUAAGAAGUAGGUGAUGUGGUCAGCACCACACUCCAGCCACGCCGCAGGGGACUCCUGGUACCUACUGGAUAGAAGGCUGAGUGGGCCUUAGAGCUGUGGUGGGAGUGAAAACAAUGAAUGGAAGCCCAUUCUUGUUCCCUUGGAUCAACCCCAGGUCCUUUUAGUCCCCACUAUGAAAUGAGCUACGUGCGUCCCAGUAGGUUUGAUGUAGCAAGGGAAAAAUAAUUGUAAAGCUUUGAGUCUUUUGGUACAGAUGUCAAAUUGAGCACACUGUAGGAGGAACUUAAAUGCCAAAUGCACAUAGAGAGGCUCUUAGCUCUGCCCAGCAUGUUGACAGACAGCUAGUACCAAGUUGUCACCAAUGCAGUUAAAUCGGGUUACUGGUAAAGCUCCCUUCUGCAGUAUUUCCAGGCUAGCUGCUGAUGGAAUCCCCUCUCUACAGUGACAUCAGAAUGGUUGUUUGUAUGGGAUUAAGGGACCCUUUGGUAAGUUUUUUGAUGCCAUGCAUCUAAUUUUCUAAUGCAUCACUCUUAAGUUUGGAGAUGGCAUCUUCUGCAAAAAUCUGGUGCAGGCCUCCUAAGCAGAUAAUUCAGGGGUGGGCAAAAUAUGGCCUGUGGGUUGAAUAUGGCUCAACAAGGGAUUUUAUCUGGCCCACAGUGUGUCCUGGCAGUGGGAUGGGCAGAACGGGCUGAGGCUAGGAUCUCAGGAUAGUGACAGCAUUGGGCUAGGACCCAGGGCAGAGCCAUGAUCCACUACCCACAUGUCCCUGCAAUGGGCACCGGUUCUAUGGGUAGAGGCAUGCAGGGAGCGGAUCGUACCUCUGUCCUGAGUCCCGCAUCUACACUGUCACCGCCCCAGGAUUCUGACCCUAGCCCUUGUCCCACCCACCUGUCCCAGUCCUGGACACCACAACCACAGCCCCAUCCCAUCCAUAGAGACCCUGGGAUCACCAGGUGAUGACAGCACAGGGUUGGGCCCUGGGGCAAAGCCACUUAAUGAGUUUUAGUGAGCUGUUGUGGGGUGCUGACCUAGCCCACAACAGCUCACCAAAACUCGUUAUGUGGCCCUCUGGCCCAAAUAAUUGCGCACCCUGAUUGAUAAUGGGAGCAUUACCAAAGGUCCUAUAUUGGUCUUAUGCCUUGUGUCUCCUUUGCUUUGAUUUGAAAGUGGGACAAGCACUGGAAUGCAUUCGUUUUCUCUGAGUGUCUUCUAAUGAUUCUUCUCCAGAAAGAAUUGAGCAUGCAAGUUGUGGGGGGUGGGGAGGAAUAGUCAAGCCCUGGAUCUUUGUAGUGGUUCACACAGAAGCAUGGAAUAGGUGUCCAGGGAUAAUCAUGGCUGCUGUUAUAGUUAUAUGAACUCACUACCAACUGGUAUGAAAAGGCAUACUUCUGGCAGCUCAUUAGCAUUUAAAUGGAAAGGUGACAUCCAGGCACUGAGACGGUUCAAGACGCCCGUUAUUCAAAAAGGUUGAUCCUGAUGUGAAGCAGGCAGCAUGAAAUAUUAGUUGGAGGACUGUGGAAUAGUUAGGAACAUAUCUGUACAAUUUUAAAUUAACUCCACAAUUGUGCUAUCCUCUUCCAACCAGGCUUGUUUACUGGAACCUAACAAUAGCUGCAACUUAAUAGCAGAUUACAUGUGAAUGCAAGACUAUUUAUCUUAAACUUAAUGAGAGGUGCCCUAGCAUAACAUUUUUGUGUAGGCAGUGCCUGGAGAACACAGCUCUUUGCUGAAAAAUGUUAGCUCACAAGGCGUUUCUAAGUACUGUCACAGUUUGGACAAGCAUGCCAUAGCUUGCAGAGUAUGUGACAGCUCUGAACAAGGUUGCCCUUGACUUUUUAAAUGUUUUGUGUUUGAGGUAAAUUCUUAAUAUUGGUUGCUUAAUUUAAGUGUUUGACCUUCAAGAGGAUAAGGUAUCACAACGAUGAUAUUCUGCUAUGUAAUAUUUUGAGUAAAUUACGUUUUAAUAACCUGA